This is a messenger RNA of Chanos chanos (milkfish), 1422 nucleotides long. RefSeq names its product aldehyde dehydrogenase 3 family, member B1 (gene aldh3b1). The record is from RefSeq and is a predicted model, not a curated record. Gene Ontology annotation, cellular component: cytoplasm. The transcript is spliced from 9 exons. Gene Ontology annotation, biological process: aldehyde metabolic process. Bases 1 to 1422 code for a protein of 473 amino acids. Lineage: Eukaryota; Metazoa; Chordata; Actinopteri; Gonorynchiformes; Chanidae. Gene Ontology annotation, molecular function: aldehyde dehydrogenase (NAD+) activity; 3-chloroallyl aldehyde dehydrogenase activity.
AUGGAGACCCAAGAGCAGGUGAUCAACAGACUUCGGAAAUCUUUCCAAUCGGGCGUUACUCUUCCCAUGGAGUUCCGACUGGCCCAGCUGGAAGCUCUUCAAGAUCUGCUCCAGGAGAAUGAGCAGCAGAUCUUGGAUGCAUUGCACAAAGACCUUGCCAAACCCAGUUUUGAGGCAGUGCUGUCUGAGAUAGACAUGGUGGUCAAUGACCUUUGUUACACCAUUAGCAACCUACCCAAAUGGAUGCAGCCUGAUCAUGUGGCCAAGAAUCUGGCUACGAAGCUGGAUGAUUGUUUUGUGCGUAGAGAGCCCCUGGGGGUGGUUUUGAUCAUUGGAGCUUGGAAUUAUCCCCUACAACUCGUUUUGUUACCACUGGUUGGUGCUAUAGCAGCAGGAAACUGUGCUAUUCUGAAGCCGUCUGAGAUUAGCCAGGCCACUGAGCAGCUUCUCUCUGAACUGGUACCCAAGUACCUGUCCCAGGCCUGCUAUGCUGUAACUUGUGGUGGAGCAGAAAAUACAAAGAAAUUGCUGGAGAACAGAUUUGAUCAUAUCUUUUACACAGGCUCCCAGAGGGUGGCACGUAACAUCCUCCAGGCAGCAGCUGUGCACCUCACUCCUGUUACCCUGGAACUGGGGGGCAAGUGUCCCUGUCUGGUCUAUGGACAGCUGGACAUGAGGGCUGCAGGUAGAAGACUGGUAUGGGCCAAGUUUUUCAAUGCAGGCCAGAGCUGUGUGGCCCCAGAUUACGUGCUCUGUACUCCUCAGACGCUCAAGGAGCUGCUCCCCGCCGUGCAGGAGGCCCUGGAGGCCUUCUAUGGAGUGCAGCCCGAGAAAAGCCCAGAUCUGGGCCGCAUUGUGACGGACAGGCACUGGAGCAGACUGAUGGAGAUGCUGGCCAAAUCCGAAGGGAAGGUGGAGAUUGGAGGAGAGAGUAACAGAGAGGAGAAAUACAUUGCUCCUACAGUGGUGGUGAAUGUUAAAGACUCGGAUGUGUUGAUGCAGGAAGAGAUUUUUGGUCCCAUCCUGCCCAUUUUAACCAUAGAGUCUCUAGAAGAAGCCAUUAAUUUUAUCAACAACAGAGACAAACCACUGGCUCUUUACGUGUUUUCUGACGACACUCAGACUGUAACAACAGUGUUGGAGAGCACCAGCAGUGGGGGCUUCUGUUCGAAUGAUGGCAUUGUGCAUAUGUGUCUCCCCGGCUUACCAUUUGGAGGAGUAGGCGCUAGUGGCAUGGGCAGUUAUCAUGGACGGUGGGGCUUUGAAACGUUUAGUCACAGGCGUGCCUGUAUGCUGCGUGGCUGGGGACUGGAGCGGAUCAACGUGCUACGCUACCCUCCUUACAAAGACAGCAACCUGGGUUGGCUGCGCUGGGCAACGAUGGAGAAGAAAAAGACCUGGAGAGGAUGCUCUGUGAUGUGA